AUGCCCAUCACCCCUGUAUUGAACAAGAAAUUGUCAAAAAUCUCCUCGACAAACUCAAUCAACAGAAUAUCCUCAGCAAAUUCCCUCUCAAACUCAACAACAACUGCCAUGGUCAUCAAAGAACAAUCCCAAAGAAGAAGGUCUCUAAUAGAUAACUCCAAAAAUAAAUUCCCACAAAACAUAACUGCAAACAAUAGCAUCAAAUCCAAAACAACAAACUCCCCUUCCACUCCCUCAGUAGCUCACACUCCAAUGGCACUCUCAAACUACAAUUACAAUCCAGUCCACGACUCCCAAAAUGACUUAUCGACCCUAAAUGCUCCAUCUCAAAACCAAAGAAUUCCAAAUAACACCACAAAUAAUAAUCAAAAUCAAAAUCCAAAAUCAAUUCUUGCUCACAAAUCUAACGACAACGACUUACAUCGCUCAAAGGCUGUCAAAGUCAAAAAUGGCAUUUUUGUUAGACCUUUUAUCUACAUUGGCAAAAAACUAAAACUCUCCUUCAAAAAAUUCAAAAGGAUCUUCGUUGUCCAUCGCCGUAAUCGUUCAAACAAAACAUUUAAAUCCUCUUCUCAAAAGAAACAAAAACCAAAAAAACUAGCCAGGAAAAAAUUUCAAAAAUCAAACACUUUCACCAACAACCUCAAAUUGAAAAACAAAAUUCAAAAAAAUAACGAAGCAGAAAAUCUAAUCUACUACAACAACAACAUGAUCGCUGUCAAACAAGCCUAUGGCAAAAACACAAUGGUCUCAAGAUCAACCACCUCAUCAACCAGAUCUUCCUCCUCAAACUAUGUCAUUAGGUCAAACUCCUUAUCUCUACUAACUGGUAAAUACCAAAGAAGACAGCCUCCAAACUUGGAAAUCCUAAAAGAAGAACAAGAAGAAGAAACGAUUCUAGACAUCACUCCAAUCCUAAAACAAAACAAGACCCUCAAAAACAAAUACUACGAGAAAAAAUACAAACAUAUCCUAUCUCAAGCUGGUCUGGCAAUCUUACCUGUUCAACGUCACAACUUCACAAGCGCCGAUAAAAAACAUUCAUACAGAAAAUCCUCUUCAUCAAACAACUCAGGCCACAGUUUAUUAAAGGCCAUUGUUUCCAAUAAAUCCCAUUCUCAUUCUCAUUCCCAAUCACAGUUACAACACAUGGACUCCAUUAAAAGCGAGAACGAAAAAACAAAAAACCAAAAAUUUUUGGAACCUGUUAUUGCUAAAAUCAUUUCAAACUCAACCGCCGUAAACAACGAAAGAGAAUUUUCAAGCUAUUCUCAAUUAUCUCAAGCCAACAUCGAAAUGAACAAUAGAUUCUAUGAAAACUUGAACAAAAAACCUGAUGGGGGCUACAUCAACCCCAAAAGAGAUAUUAUUGAAAGAUACGUCAAUGAAAGCUCAAAAGAACUAAAAAUUAGAGCAAAUAUUUCGGCCAAUGGCGAUCUUUAUUCAGCUAAAAAUCAAACAAACAGCAGAGUUUUCACUCCAAGAUCAAGAAAUGUCUCCUACCAAGAUAGCAUUGCUCCAUCUAUUGAAAUCACUGUCAAGAAGACCAGCGAUUAUGCUCCAACUGUUCCCCUAAAAAUCGUCAAGAAAAUGGAUUCCAUUAAAGAGACUUCAAAAACUGACCAAUUAAUCCCAAGUGCAUCAAACAAAACUAAUAUUAGUCUAUCAAGCACAGCACUUAGACUUGCUGGUAAAUCAUACAGGAGUUCUAAGAACCAAAGAGAGGUAUCCUAUGAAACUGAUGGUUAUGAAACUGAAGAAAUUGAAACAAAUAAAAUAACAUCAAUAAAUCAAAAGUUAUUGGACGAGCAAUCGAAAAAGGAAUACGAACUCAUGUGCAAAUAUUGGGCUUCUUACUUGAAAAAAAGUGUGGCAAAUAGAGCCACUUUGAAAUUGGAAUUAUUGAAAAAACAAGAAGAAGAAGCAAAGCAAAAAGAACUUUAUCAGAUGCAGUUAAGACAACUUCAAGAAGAACAGGAAAAUGUUGUCAGAAAAAGGCUCUCAACUGUCCAAGAAGAAUCAUCCAGACCAAACAGCAGACAAGUCUCAGCAGAUUUACAAAGAAGAAUCUCAGUGUUGAGUUCAAUGCUUGGAGAUUUCACUACUGAUGGCGAAACAGAUUACUCUGAUUCUAAUACCAAUUCAAGAUCCACCUCCUACGACAAGACACUUUCUCGCUCGGGCUCCAAGCUAAUCACACCUUCAACAUACACCUCUUAUGAUUCAAGUUUCUCAGAUUUGACCAAAUCAAACUCCAAUUCUUCAGACUCGACUAUCGAUGAAGCUGUUUCCUUGCACACUAUCUCUUCUGGAAGAGAAAGCGGAUAUCAUAUUCCACAGAACAGACUUCAAAAUAGCGAUGAAGAUCUCAAAAAGGUUUCCACAAAUCAAAAUCCUUCAAGAACAAAUUCACAAUUAUCAAGAAAGUCUUUCAUAAUGAAUCAAAUUGCUUCGGCAGUUUCAAGAAACGACACUGUUAUCAUCAACCCAGAACACUAUGGUGAUAGCUACAAAGAACAACAAAGAAUUCUUAACAUGGUAUCUAUUUCUGAAGAACUUGCCCCAGCCAAAAGUUCCAGAUCAAAUUCCAGAACAAACUCAAGAUCAAAUUCAAGAUCAAGUUCAAAAUCGCGUUCAAAGUCACACAUUCAUUCUCACACACUCUCUCAUCCUCACUCUCAUUCUCAAACCUACUCCGAAUUACAACAAAAAUCAAUGGAGCCAUAUCAACAAACAAAUCAAUACUAUGAUGCUAUUGGUCAGCAAUUUGAUUUGCAUUCAUUGUCGUCCAAAACUUCAGGCGCUUCUUCAAGAGCCAACUCAAUUGCCAAUAUUCAACCUUUGAACAAUAAUAAUGUCCAAAUGAUGCUAUCAAGAAGAUACAACAGUGUCAACAAUAUGAAUGGAUACUACAACAAUGGAUAUGGAGGAGCACAACCAAUAAUUCAAAAUAUUCCACAACCUAUUCCUGUCCCUAUGACUCUGCCUGUUUAUUAUCCUUCUGGAUACGCUCCUAACGGCUACACCCCCUAUGCCAAUUCUUCUAAUGUAGCUGGAAAUGGAAAUCCUGGAUAUCAGUAUCAAUAUGCUCAUUAA
Messenger RNA from Ascoidea rubescens DSM 1968, 3096 nucleotides. RefSeq lists its product as uncharacterized. Lineage: Eukaryota; Fungi; Ascomycota; Saccharomycetes; Ascoideales; Ascoideaceae. Bases 1 to 3096 code for a protein of 1031 amino acids. The transcript has a single exon. The record is from RefSeq and is a predicted model, not a curated record.